AUGUGUAGGAAAAGGAUUAUACAGGUCAGAUCAGACAUGGGAGAAAGAGAGGACUCCUCAGCAUGGCAAAGAAGAUGGACAAGACUGUUAUCAAGAAAAAGAAGUCCCAUGACCUCCCAGAAUGGCAUAGAAGAAGAGCUGUUGCAUCAGGGAAGAGUUCCUGGCCUAACCAAUGAUGAGGCUCCCAAACAAAGUCCUAAUCGCAGCCAUCCCAACUGUGGCAGCCCCAGCCCCAGUAAAUCUGCAUGCUGUGUCAAUGUCCCUGAAAUGGCACUUCUUUGGAAGUUAUGCCUAGGGAUAAGUCAGGUCAAGGGUCCUGAGGCUGCCAAGCUGCUGAGGCUCUGA
Rangifer tarandus platyrhynchus (Svalbard reindeer) is the source of this 345-nucleotide messenger RNA. Lineage: Eukaryota; Metazoa; Chordata; Mammalia; Artiodactyla; Cervidae. The record is from the annotation of a GenBank genome assembly.